Elephantulus edwardii (Cape elephant shrew) is the source of this 1821-nucleotide messenger RNA. RefSeq names its product prospero homeobox 2 (gene PROX2). The record is from RefSeq and is a predicted model, not a curated record. NCBI's taxonomy places the organism in Eukaryota, Metazoa, Chordata, Mammalia, Macroscelidea, Macroscelididae. Gene Ontology annotation, cellular component: nucleus. Gene Ontology annotation, biological process: regulation of transcription by RNA polymerase II. Gene Ontology annotation, molecular function: RNA polymerase II cis-regulatory region sequence-specific DNA binding; DNA-binding transcription factor activity, RNA polymerase II-specific. Bases 1 to 1821 code for a protein of 606 amino acids. The transcript is spliced from 4 exons.
AUGGAUCCAAACUCUGUGCUGCUUUCUCCUCAGUCCCGCACCUGCUCCCACCCGGCAGAACCCUGCCUACAAGGUGGGGAAAGCCCAGCCUCUCAGGACCCGGCCAGAGACUCCUCAUUCUCCUGGAGCCAUGACCCCAGCUCCAGCCUCACUGACGCUGACUGGUUUUGGGAUGAACACAUCCAAGCAAAGAGGGCUAGAGUGGAGACCAUCAUCCAAGGCAUGUGCCUCUUACCAAGUCGUCAGGUGCCAGCAAGUGCCCAGUGCAGGGACAGCCUGAGUUUCCUGGAAAAGGCCCGGGAGAGGAAGAGGAAACAGAGCCUUCCCAUGCAGCAGGGUCCCCAGAAACCAGGUUCUGCCAGGGACCAGUGCAACAGGAAGGGGCUGGGGGACCUUGGGGUGAGAGAACAGCUUUACCUACUGAAGCGGCAGCUGGAAAACCUCGAAGAACACAUCCUUCAUGCUGCCGAGGAGCGUAGAGACAGGCCUGCCGAGCCAGGGGACCCAGCUCCGGGCCCAGGGACCUCUGAGAAGGGCAAAGGUCCUCUGAGAGUAAAACAGAAAAGUGUCCAAGGGUCUAGUCCAUGGAUGAGGGGCAGUGACCACCAGCAGGGCUUCAGUAGGGAGCUUUCUAUGGCACAAAACCUCAGAGUGUCUGAGGUCAAGCAGCAAUCUGAGGAGGCAGAGGUCCUUCCUGCGGGAGCAGAGGCUUUGCUGGGGCUUCUGAAGGAAGAACUGAGGAGUGCGGUGUCUCAGGCUGUGGACUCUGUGUUACAAAAGGUGCUGCUGGAUCCACCAGGCCAGCCUGUUCUGCCUGGUAGAAGCUUCCAAGGACUCACACCAGAGGGUAAAAGGGAGCCCUCCCUUCCUGGGGGAGGUAUGUGUAGAGAUGGAUAUCCUCUGGCUGCCUUGCCCAGGAGAGUCCAGCCACAGGCAGGACUCUCUUGGGGGAACAUCUCACUGGCCAAGCCCCAAGGUGUUCCUAGGUUCGCUGACUCUCCAAGAACAAUCCCCAGACCCUACCAGGACCCCCCAGCAAACUGUCCCCUCACCACGCCUGCCCGCAACCAGGAGAAUCUGAUUCUUAGCCAGCUACUGGGCCAUGGAACCAAUGGCUGUUGGAGUAGCAAUCCUCCCCAGGACUUGUCUUCUCAAAGUCACCCCUCCUCAGAGUCCACGCUUCGGUCAUGGGGAGCGGUCAGACCUCGGCCAUCAGCUCUGAGCCCACAACAGUACCCUCUGUCUUUCCCCUCUGCACAUCUGGAACAGCUGUCCCUCCUUCCCACAGUAAAAGUGGAGCACAGAGGCCUGCAGGCUGUCCCCGAUGCGCUUUCCUUCUCUUCAGUCCACAUCCAAGACGGCCUGAAUCCUGGUCAUUUGAAGAAGGCCAAACUCAUGUUUUUCUUCACACGCUACCCCAGCUCCAACCUCCUGAAAGUCUAUUUCCCUGAUGUUCAGUUCAACCGCUGUAUCACCUCCCAGAUGAUCAAGUGGUUCAGCAACUUCCGUGAAUUUUAUUACAUCCAAAUGGAGAAGUUUGCCCGGCAGGCCAUUUCAGAAGGUGUCGCAGAACCCAAUACUCUGGUGGUUCUCCGUGAUUCGGAACUUUUCAGAGCACUCAACAUGCACUAUAACAAAGGAAACGACUUCCAGGUCCCAGACUGCUUCUUGGAAAUCGCCAGCUUGACACUACAGGAGUUCUUCAGAGCUGUCUCCGCAGGGAAAGACUCAGAUCCUUCCUGGAAGAAACCCAUUUAUAAAAUUAUUUCGAAACUGGACAGUGACAUCCCAGAGAUAUUCAAAUCCCCCAGCUACCCCUAG